CAUACAAAGCGCUAAAAACACAAUACAUAACAGAUAACAACCACACGUGCAAUUUAAAUAUUUAUCAUUAAACAUUAAACCAGCGAGUGUCAUUGAACAUACACAUAACCGCGAAUAAUUUUGUGUCUGUAAGGCGUAAUUCGGAAAGUAUCAGACGGGGCGUGUCAGUUUUUAAUAACUAAAUAAACAAAAUUGAAAUGUCGUUCGACUGUUGCGGGAACGGUGUCACCGGAGACACUUUUGCUGAUUUUUUAAAAACUCUAGUGAAAACAUUCAAUGACGUCGGAAUUUUUCCUAACGAUCAAGUAGAAGAAAACUCUUUAAUUUUCCGUAGUUUGAAUUUAAAAAUCCUGUUGAUUGCGACGGUGGUAAUUUUAUUAGCAAUAACAGCGACGAAAUAUUGGCGCCGUCGCGGUGGCUAAAAAAUUGCCGGGGAUAGCCGACGUAGUGCGAACUCUUUGGUACCGGCGCGUGACGCUAACCUCGAGAUGAAGACGUCGACGACACCCUCGGUCAGAGAGAGUCUGGUUUGUUAUUUCCAAUGACUAAUACUCCGGAACGAGUAAUUGCGGUUUUUAGCGAUAAAAACUAUUUUAACUUAUUUUUGUAACAAUGAAUUUAAUUGGGGGAUAAUUUUGAUAAUAAUGGUUGUAAUUACGGUAAUAAUGCUGUUUGUAUAAAUGUGGACUCUGAUUAAGUGAAUGAACGGUCUCGGGGUUAGCACUAAGGAGUGGGAGCUGUUGUAAGACAACUGGUGUGUCGUUGCGACUAACAGCUGCUCGCCGGACAAGACCAACAAGAUGCGGACUUCAUCACACCAGUGGGGUUAAAAAAUUAAAUUUGACAAUUAAUUUGUCCCCACGAUGGCCGGCGAAGACACCCAGAUAAUCGCGAACGGAACCGUCAACGUCCUGACGAUAAUUCCCAGCGAGAAAAUGUCUAAUGACACCGUCGAGAUGCACAACAAGCUGAACAACAACAAAUCAAUCACCAACGGCAACGGCAAGGUCCUGGAGAUCACUGCUCUGGAGAACGGAAAGCUCCUUGCCGUCGGGGACGAAAAAUCCAACAGCUUGCACACAGAGUUCGAUGAUGUGGAUGUCUCUUGUGGAUGGGGCCUUUUCAGGCCGUUCUGGCUCCAGUACUUCGCAACCAAACAAGCUUUUUUGGUCAUCUUCUGCCUCACCUGGGUGCUACAGGGCAUGUACUACACGUACUUUGUCUCAGUGAUAACAACUAUCGAGAAGCUGUUUCAAAUCCAGUCGAAGACCACGGGGAUCAUAAUGUCGGCGACGGAAAUCGGGCAGAUUGGAUCCUCGCUCUUGCUGACUUACUACGGCGGUCAAGGCCACAGACCCAAGUGGAUCGCCUGGGGCAUGAUACUCUUCGCCUUGAGCUCUUUCACCUGCUCUAUGCCCCAUUUCAUCUUCGGCGAGCAGCUGAUCGAGCAGAAGAAAGCGCUCUUUACUAUCAACCCGGACUCCGCUAGCACCUCGAAUCAUGUUACUUCUAGUCUUUGCACACCGCGCGCUCAUAUUAAUUCUUCAGUGGAUCUCGACGGGUCGUACACCACAGACUCACCAAACUUUGUCUCGGACACUACUGAGUACUGCGAAGGCACAUUUCUGACAGAGCAGGAAAUUCAAUCGAAAAUAACUUCCAUAGUUCUGGCUAUUUUCUUCGUUUCGCUUCUGGGAGUUGGAAUGGGCCAGACGGCUGUUUAUACUCUGGGGAUUCCUUAUAUUGAUGAUAAUGUUGCUUCUAGAGAAAGUCCUUUAUAUUUUGCCAUAACAAUAGGAGUAAGAAUUCUGGGCCCAGCCCUUGGAUUUAUUCUUGGCUCGUUCUGCACAAUGAUCUACGUAGACCCGUCAGAUAAUCCGCAAAUCACUCCUAACGACCCGCGAUGGGUUGGCGCCUGGUGGCUCGGUCUGGUGCUGAUAUCAGGGAUGCUGAUACUGGUGAGCAUCGCAAUGUUCGCGUUUCCCUCCCGACUGCCGACCUGUAAAUCCUCGCCCAAGAUCGAGGACUCAAAGCCAAGUCUGAAAGAUUUUCCAAAAGCGGUGAAGAGACUCCUAAGGAAUGACAUCCUGAUGUACAGAACAGCGAGCAGUGUGCUCCACAUCCUGCCGAUCGCGGGGCUGUACACCUUCUUGCCAAAGUACCUGGAAACGCAGUUCCGGCUGCCAGCCCACCACGCGAACAUGAUAUCAGGAGUCGGCGGGAUCCUCGUGAUGGGCCUGGGAAUAAUAAUCAGCGGCGUGUUUAUCCUGCGCAUUAAGCCCAACGCAAGAUUCGUAGCCGGGUGGAUAGCCUUUACCGCGGUCGUCUAUGCCGUAGGUAUGGGCACUCUGAUGUUCAUCGGGUGUCCUAUGGACGACUUUGCUGGGUUGACGACCAACGCCGAGGGCGUAGCCAGCUUUGAGCCUACAUGCAAUGCUGAUUGUGAUUGUGGACGCAAUAAAUUUAGUCCCAUAUGUGGAGCCGAUAAAAAAACUUAUUUUUCGGCUUGCCAUGCUGCUUGUUCAAAUUUUACUGAAAUUGACGGCAAAAUAUCUUCUUUUUACGGUUGUCAAUGCAUCGGUCAAAAUGAAACAUUGAACGCAGCAUUUGGAUUAUCAUCAAUUGAAAUGAGCAAAGCAACAAUGGGAUAUUGCGACCUAGAGUGCAGUAACUUCUGGGUGUACAUGAUCCUGUUUUCUCUGUUUGUUUUUAUCCACUCUACCAGUGAAGUGGGGUCGAUGCUUCUUAUUCUGCGAUGCGUCGAUCCCCAGGAUAAAGCGAUGGCUCUAGGUCUCAUACAAUUUGCGAUAGGCUUAUUUGGAAAUGUACCUUGUCCCAUAGUGUACGGAGCAGUUGUGGAUUCCGCAUGCCUGGUUUGGGAUAACUCCUGCGGUGAGCGUGGCGCCUGUUGGCUCUACGACUCAAACAUAUUCAGGAUGUUCUUUCACGGCACUACGGGUGGAAUACUCGCACUGGCAUUUAUUGUUGAUCUCGUUGUGUGGUACAAAGCCGGAAAAAUAAACUUUGUCGAAGAGCAGACGGCUCAAGAAGGCUCCGUCGAAGAAAUGACGACUCUUAAACCUCAGGAUAAACGAACCGUUGACAACGAUUACCUGUAAAAGGUUUUAUAUAUUUCUCCGCUUUUUAUCCAAACAAACAAAACUGAGAAUUAAGUUUAAGAACUUUUAACGCAAGAAAGAUAACUAAAGCUAAAGAGCAAGAAGAAUAUGAGAGUAAAUAUUUUUUUUAUAGGCAAGAUCUCUUGCACUUUGCCUAUAUACAUCUAUAUAUUUUUUUCAAGAUCUUUAAUUAAUAUAGAUAAUAAUAAAUUCAUAAGUAAAGAUAGUGCGUUUAAACUUAACCAGUGACUAAAGAUAUUCAUUAUUUUCGUAGCUAUACAUCGAUCGUAAUCUUCAAUAUCGUCAGUGACGAGUUUUGAUGUUUAUCAUUAAUUAUAACUUAGAUUGCCAUAAUUAAAGGCGUAGAUGCAGGAAAUUGCAUAAUAAUGAUAUAUAUAUCUACUAGGGUGGCGCAAAAAAAACCGACUAUUUUUUUUUUUUUAGUCUCGAGUGAA
Messenger RNA from Cotesia glomerata, 3574 nucleotides. RefSeq names its product solute carrier organic anion transporter family member 74D (gene Oatp74D). Gene Ontology annotation, cellular component: membrane. Lineage: Eukaryota; Metazoa; Arthropoda; Insecta; Hymenoptera; Braconidae. Gene Ontology annotation, molecular function: protein binding. The transcript is spliced from 11 exons. The record is from RefSeq and is a predicted model, not a curated record. Gene Ontology annotation, biological process: sodium-independent organic anion transport; transmembrane transport. Bases 864 to 3119 code for a protein of 751 amino acids.